Neurospora tetrasperma FGSC 2508 is the source of this 2014-nucleotide messenger RNA. RefSeq lists its product as uncharacterized. The transcript has 3 exons. Gene Ontology annotation, molecular function: phosphatase activity. NCBI's taxonomy places the organism in Eukaryota, Fungi, Ascomycota, Sordariomycetes, Sordariales, Sordariaceae. Bases 159 to 1871 code for a protein of 570 amino acids. The record is from RefSeq and is a predicted model, not a curated record.
CCGCCACUUAUUACUCGUUUUUGACAAAAGACCUUCACGGUACGCGGUGGGGAAAGUUUGGGCACCUCGACUUUGACAACUGCUGCAGCUACUACGCAACCGCAUAGUACAUCCACUUAUUGUUCACGUCACACUCAGUUCUCUCUUCCUUCUCGACCAUGGGGAAGCCUAGACUUAUCAUCCUGAUCAGACACGCCCAGUCUGAGGGUAACAAGAACCGCGAUAUCCACCAAACGAUUCCCGACCACCGCGUAAAGCUCACAGACGAAGGAUGGCAACAAGCAUACGAUGCCGGCCGCCGGCUGCGUAAGCUGUUGCGCGCCGACGACACCAUCCAGUUCUUCACCAGUCCCUACCGCCGCACACGCGAGACCACAGAAGGCAUCUUGGCCACUUUGACCAGCGACGACCCGGAACCCAGUCCCUUCAAGCGCAACCACAUCAAAGUCUACGAAGAGCCUCGCCUACGAGAGCAAGACUUUGGAAACUUUCAGCCAUGUAGCGCAGAGAUGGAACGCAUGUGGCAGGAGCGCGCUGACUACGGUCACUUCUUCUACCGGAUCCCUAAUGGAGAGAGUGCCGCAGAUGCAUACGAUCGAGUCAGUGGCUUCAACGAAAGUCUCUGGCGCCAGUUCAAUGACGACGACUUCGCCAGCGUUUGCGUUCUAGUUACACACGGUCUUAUGUCGCGAGUCUUCCUUAUGAAGUGGUACCACUUCAGUGUCGAGUACUUCGAGGAUCUGCGAAACGUCAAUCACUGCGAGUUUCUCAUCAUGCGCAAGAACGACAGUGGCAAAUACAUAUUGGAAAACAAGUUGCGAACGUGGUCGGAGCUCAGAAAGGAGCGUGCUGCACAACAGGCUCUCUUGACCGGAGGAAAGUCCAAGCUAGACUCGGCCCCUUCCCCCACCCCGCGCAUGCCUUCCGACCCGAGCGCACCACCAGUCGAGAUGCGACGGCGGUGGGGAGGUUGUCCGAACGGCUGUAACCACGACAAGAACUUCAAGAUCCGCUCGACGCUUGCCGACCUGGUCAAGACCGACCACAUGAUUUCAAACCACGUUACCUCCACCGAUAUCACUGUUACCGAUAGCGCGAGUGGUAAUUCGACAGACGCCGAUACCCCCAGUGUAGCUAGCAGCAGCAGCAUCGCGUUUACAGAUGGGGCCGGCCCUGCUACUGGCAAGGCUCAAGGAGUCGCCAACGCCUCUUUCAACGGUACCGCACUGCCUAAUGGGCCGACGAUUGCGAGCCGGAGACCGACGGCCAAACGUAUUCAGUCUACUAGCAGCGGGGCCACACUGUCGCCAGCAGUGGCACACGCUGGUCCGGUCAUCGACAUAACCAAGGCGCGAGAAGAGGUCGUCUCGAGUCCAGACGGCACGCCAUCCUUUAUAUCGAUCGAAGACCGCCUACGAAACCAUCUCAAGAGUCCCAGCGCGCCGCCCCGUCCCCAUAGCCAUAGCCUUCAUAUUGGUCGUGAUGGUGGAGGCACCUACAGUGGACAUAGCAGCAGUGAAACUGAGUUGUCAGAUGAUGAGCGGCGCAAGAAUGUCAAGGCCAAAACCCCGAGUGGCGGACUCACCCCCCAUGCUGUUCGUCCAGUACCACACCGCCAUCCUAGCCGGGAUCAGAGCCAAAUGGGCCGCGGCGCCAAAGCCAACCGUCUAGGUGAUCAUCCUCCCAGUAGCGAUGGCGAGCAUGAAGCUGAUGGAGAGCACGAGCCUGACUGCGAAGAAGAUGAAGAAAAUAGCGGCCAGGAGCAGGAAGAGGGCGCGAGGCUUACCGAGUCAAUAAAGAAGAAGCAGAGUCUAGAGGACUUGGCAGACGCGGAGAAGGAAGAUAGAAGCCUGCGAGGGAGUGUGUACUAGGACUCUCUUAUUCUUUACACUUUCUUCUGCACUCUGGCUGUCUUGUCUCUUUUCUUCUUCCUGUUGGUCUCCAUGCACUUGGCUUUGGGAGUUUUUUGUGAGGCUAAAGGUACGAACUUGCUUCCAUUAUAUGUGGCUGUGGG